ACCAGGGAAGGAUUUCUUCCUGGACAUCCCUCCUUGGUGGAGCUUUCUCCCUGUGAACUGAGAAUCUUCUGAUACAGGGAUGUUCAAGACUUCUGAAGUAACCAAGGCAGGGAACAGUGUGCAGGUGCUUUUAUUGUUUUGUCUAAGCCUAUAUGUGCCUUGUGCUACUGAAAGAAAGAGUUCUUGCUUCUGGAAUCCUGACACAGUUGAUGAGUUUGUCAGCUUUGUUGAUGACAUUGCUUUCAACAUGUAACAAGUCUGAUGGCCUGGUUGAUGACUUGGUUCAUCAGGUUAGUGGCACAUGAAGAACCAAAACUGAUUUUGUAUCCUUUGCUGUUGUCUCAGGACUAGGAUGAAAACAUAAUGAAAUCUCUGAGGUUUACAACAGAGAACUCCUGAAGUCAGCUUGCUCUCACACACUAGCAGCCAUAAAGUUGCACUGUCUUGUAUGCUUGUGCCUAGAAACUGAUCCUAAGACUGUAAUAAAGAAAAAGGGCUGUUUACAACCAUUGUUAUUCUCUUUGUUUUUGUCUUAUUCCUUGGAUUCCAUGGGAAAACAAGAGGAGAUUUGCAUGCCUCAGACAUUCCUGUGAGGACUGAAGAAAUCCUGUCCUAAUGAAUGGAAGCUGCUGGGAAUUACAACAAGUAAUGAAGCUGCUCUCAUGUCUGUCAAAGAGUCCCUCACAGGUGAAGCUGGUUUAUUAACUUUCCCACCCCCUGGAUAAGAAAUCAUGAGAGGCUGCCACCAUUCACAACAAAUAAGGCUGUCUCAUAGAGCGAAGAGGACACAUCCAUUGAAGGAACACACAGCUGAUGAAUUGGAGAAGGAAGGCUUGAGAAACUCAGGCAAUAUCAAUAUAGCAAUCAAAGCUUGGAAUGUUGUUUUGACAAUGAAAAUCAUUAAGAAAAAGCUCUUAUUUCCCCCAUGCUCUGUCUACGAUGUGAUCAGACAUGCAGAGAGCUCAAUUCAUCCUAUGACAGAUGAUGCUGACAGAAGUCACUUUAAACCAUACAAGUUUGGUCCUUGUGCAUUAGUUUAUACUAAUGAGGUCAACUUCAAACUAAAGUGUUCUUCCAGAGCGGCACCGAAUUAGAGAAUUCUGUAUUUCUGGAGACUUGUGCAGCAUAAUUAGGGACAUUAGAAUUAGUGGCAUGCUUUCCUUUGCUUUGACUUCGCUUCGGUUUAUUUAUUUAGUCAUUUUGGAAGGGUCUGAAAGUCAAAUUUAACUUUGUCAUCUGCUCACGCUGGGAGCAGUGCUGUUCUUCUGGAAACACCAUGGAAAUGCUGAUAAUGAGGUGCCAAAAUCAGCAAGCAAUGUUCACAGUUCAAGGGCUGGUUCAAAUCUAAAGGCAGUUUGUAUUUCUGCACUACAGGCACUUCUGCAAAGUCCUUCAGGGAGAGAGAAAUAGAUUUUCUCCUUAUUGGCUUGUUCUUUUACCACUAACAAGUCAGAAUGAAUGACAGGCCUUUUUUAGAAAGGAAAAAGAGCAAAUAGAGAAGCAGGUGGGUUUUGUUUGUUUGAUUUUGUACUUUUAAUCACACUUUUCAGGUGUAGAGCUGAAAGAACUCAUACAAAGACGGUGUUUGCUCAGGUAAUUGCACACUGUUCUCCUAAAUCAUGGUCACAAUGUCUGACGUAUAAGCAAGCCAUUUCACUGUACAUUAACAAUUGGGCAGGAAGACGUGUGUGGCCCACACAUAUCAGCUCCAGGCAGCCUCCCCAGCACAGAAUGUGCAUUUCCAAAAGCAUCUUUGAACUGUGAGCAUCUCGCACUUAAGUGCCCAACCUUAAUUUAUAUCUAUUUACAGAGGAGAGCCAAAUAACACUGUCUCACUGAAGUCAACGGUGGAUGUGGGCUAUUGGUAAAGCUGCUGACGUUGGUAGGCUCCAAAACUGAGCUGGGUCAACAAAUCCCCAAAUGCCCCAAAGAAACUGUUUGCAGUUAUCCAGGCAGUGAUGGGAACAGCUGAGACAUCCAGAAAAGGCCACCAGGAUACCGAAAGAAGGUCACUGCUGAACUUCUUCAGGCCCUUUUGGGGCCUCAAAGGAAAUGGUCUGACUUCUCCUCCCAACUUUCCUUCCCGUUCCUCAUCCCACCUCUAUUCUUAGCAGCUUUGUCUGAAGGCUGGGAACAGAGCAUGGUUUCUUAAUUCCUCACCUCCUGUUACCUCAUAUUUUUACUCAGGAGGCUCAGGGUGGUGGCAGAGGUUGUAACCUUGCAUGGAGCUGUUGUUUUUGUUUACACAAGGACUGCUUUUCCAUUAAGUAGGAUUUCCUCACUACUGGGGCAUGCUAUAGGCGUGACAUCAAUCUGUUCUGGUACCACCAAUUUAGCUCCUCAAAACAAUAUUACACAGUCCAAAAAACAGGACCUCAUAAGUGAGCCUCCCAUGCCCACUACCUGCUGUCAUGCUCCACAAACCCAGCUCUUGGCAGGAUCCAAGAAAACAACACCAGAACACAGUGCUUUUCCCUACCCUCCACAGCCAGUGAGACUCCUUAAUUACAUCUGGGGAUGAAACUGGCUCAACAAGUCGGGCAGCUCAUGGGGCUGCUGGCUGGGAAGCUGCACCUGCAGCCCCAGCUCUCCCCAUGGGCUGAUGUCUCACCCCAAGAGGUGGAAAACAGUCUCCCUCCUUCCUUAGUCCUGUUAAUGUCUACUCUGUCUACCCCAUCUAAUCUCUAUGACAUUUGAGUGCCUUUGUGUGUCAGCUUCCUGCCACGUAAUCACCUAAAUCCCCCCCUGAAACAAAGCAGCUCCUGCUGAGGAACUCACAAUAGGUGCCUUUCACUCACACCACAACCUUGGCCUCGGUGGCACUUACAACAAAGCAUCCAUAUGUGCAUCAGUAUGGGCUGAUCGGUUGGCUCAACACUGCAGGAUCUGAGCCUGGAUAUUUGUGUGCAUGGAGCAGAAGAGCCUUACAAAAUUCCCCAUCUUCCUGACCAAUCUUUGUGUUUGUUUUUUUUUUAAAGCCUUUAUCCAUCUUUGCAGGUCUGUUUGAGGAAUAAAAGAGAAGCACCCACUCUGAAGGGCAAUAUCUGCUGGUUGGCUCCAGUGUCCACCCAUCGUUUCCUUUCCAACCCCAGGCCAGCACCACUUCUUAAUUUUUCCUUUGGCAGAUAUCCCAUUAUUUUCUCCCUGGGGGGUGAAUCGAGGAUGGUAAGUUCUGUUCUAAUUGAAGCCAAGUCAAUGAUAACCUUUGGGCAUCUGCAGUGAAAAGGUAUUUCUGCAGCCCUAGCUGGGAUGAGGCGCAUAAUGGAUCAAUGGAAGAUCCCACCGUUCAACUGUUACAGUGUCACUCAUUAGCGUUAGGAUUUCAACCUGAAUCAACAAUUGAGUUGGAAGAUUGAAAGAUUCACCUUCAGUAUUUGAAACAGAAUAAUUGUAACAGGCCAACAAAAGUCCCCUGAGGUGCCUCUCUCUCCCUGUACGUAUAUAUAUAUAUAGAUCAUUUUUGCUGAAUGUUUAAAAUUAGAUGAAAGUUGCCAAGCUUUUACAUAUGAAGCAGAAUAAGCUGAGCUACUUAUGAAAAGUGAGAGGGAAAAGAUGUAUUUUUGGUUUCCUAUCAAAGCACUUCAAGAGUGUUCCUGACUGUAGAAUACAGGCACUAACUUGCUGUUCAGUCACUUGUGUUCUCUCUCAUACAUAACAAUGCAAAACGAGCUAAUAAUAAACAGCACACCCUUCCUCAUAUACAAAUACACACACCCAGGAACCACUUGUAAAUGAGCAACACUGAUCCCUUCUACUUUUGUUGUCACAAAAGUAGGGCAAGCUUGCUCUCAAUUAACUGCUUGGUUCACAGAGCCCUAAAAAAUUAACUACCCAGAGGACUUCAGCACUAAGUUUUAACUCUCAGUUCUUUAUCAUCCUUUCAUUUCUUGAUCAAAGACCCAUCCACUCACUACUAAUUUGCUAAGAAAUUAAACAUGAAAAGAGAAAGCAAUUUCACUACUGGAUGAAGAUCAUUGUGGGCAGUUAAUGAUUAAUUAGCAUUACAAUAUGAGACAGCCUGAUUUCACAGUAGAAGCUUGGUUUGGUGCUAUUUUUUUUUUCCAAUACAGGAAAUCUUGAGGCUGAUGCAAAGGAUUCAGAAAACAUCUGCGUCAAAAACUUUCCUCCUCCUGAAAGUCAGUGAAUAGAAGUAACUACAAAGCUCUCUGUGGACCGGGUCCAUGGAUCGUAGGACCACAGAUCUCAAGCCAAGACCCACAUCCUAGAACCCAAUAAGUGCCACAGAGCUGCAAUAGGGUGGCUCACGGCCCUGCUCUCUGGGAACAAGGUGGCAAUGCACGUUGCUUAUGUGCAGGGCACCUCCUGACCAUAUGUCACCGCAUGGCUCGUCGGUUGGCGUGCACCAAACCCAAGGGCAGGGAAGUUGGGGGUGUAUCCACCUCUCUGAGAUGGUUUGGGUGGGCAUGGGAAAGCGCUCCUCCUGCCUACUCAAACUCCUGCUUGAACAACUUUUCUUGCAUUUGCCUAUCAGCUAUAAAAAGAAAAUACAAUUUAAAAAUCAACAUAGCCUUCUCCAUCGGAUUGCACAAAAACAACCAACCAACACCAAGAUUUUGUAAAGUAGCUGCCUAUGCAACUAGGGGUAGCAUAAGUAUGUGUCAAGCCAGAAUCUGACAGCAGAUACUGGCAGCAAGAUGAACAGCCAUAAAUAACUAUGGGAGAAACACGGAUAGCUUUCUAUAGCAGAUCAUAAUCAGCACAUAAUCAGCACAGAAAGCCAUUACACUCAAGGGACUGUUUAAAUUAUGAAAAAGACAUUAUUUAAAUGUCUCUAUCUGAUACCUUGUCUGUGUUUAUCACCAAGUUCAGUUGUGAACUCACGGGGAGGUCCCAGGGAGAGCUUCCUAAAUCAUUUACUGACCAUAAAUACAUUUUUAAAAAAGCAGUUAAAAAGCAACACAGUUAAACCAGCUCCUGCCCUCUGCCCUGGGAUUUCUGCUGUAACUGAUCAAACUGAACUCAGAUGCUGAUGUUGUAUUUGUUGACACUAAGGAAAUAAAAAAGAGCAGAUAUCGCUGAGCUGGCAUCCCAUCCCUCCCUGACUGCUGUUGGUUUGAAGGCACUUUGUUGCUGACGGGCAUCAGCCACCCACAGGUGCCACUCUGGAUGUAGCACACAGAAGUGCCAAGCGAGGCAGCUGUGCACAGGGUGAGAGUAACUCUGGUUCACAUCUGUAAGGUGAGUUUGAGUGAGGAAAGGGUUGGGGAAUGCACUCAUUACAGUAGGAGCUCUCUCAGGUGAGAGACAUCUCUUAGCGGCUCUGCAAAGCUCAGUGCUCAUAGCCCAGUCACACCAGCCAAGCUAUAAAGCAUAGUUAUGGAGUCUUACUGACAGUCAAAAAAGUGUUUGCUGGGAAGUGCUCACCUGGCAGCUGCUGCUGGCUUCCAGUACCUGCAGAAGAGGUGCUGCCCAUCAGCGUUGACGAUGUGGGGCAGGUCCUUGUAUGGGAUGUUUUGAGGACUCCGCUUUGGCGAACUUUCCUCGGGCAUUCUGGAUGAAUGACCUGCAAGGUGAUGGAAGAAACUUGAGGACAGGUGAAGGCGAGACAAAGCUGACGGGCUUGGGAGCCACAGACAUUAAGGAAGUUGGUCAGCAAGGCAAGCACCGCCAAUGGAAGCGUCCCUCCAAACCUCCAUCCAAAGGGCCCCCAAAUCUUUCCUUCUUUAAGACCACAGCAGGGAAGGCUCGCAUUUGGGGGGAAGGCACUGGAGGGAGAAGGAGGGAAGAUCCAUCCACCAUCACUACUUCAUCACAGCUUUCUCUCCCCCACUUCUCCCAUCUGUGUUUACUUUGCAUCAUUUUGCGAAGUGGAUCUUAGAAAGAAUAUUUGAGCUGCAAUCAAGUGCAGAUUGUGCAGCAACCGCCACAGAUAGGAAAAGACAGCCGCAUGAAAGAUUUAUCUCCAAAGAACGGCGGAGGGAACGCGGCAGAGGUACCCGCUGCCAUCAUCAAGAUCUUCUCAGGCACCGACAGCAAAGUGCCGGCGGCGGGGAAGGAAACAUCUCCAGCAAACUGCCACAAACCUGUUUUCAUCCUGGGCGAGGGUUUGCAUGCUACUGAGCAGCCGGCAUGGCAGGGCGAGCUCCAGCAGCUGAGGCUCUGUGCAUCGCGCUGCGGUGCCGCUGGGUCCGUGCCGGGCAGCUCCGGAGCGCUCCGCAGCUCCUCUCGGUGGCUCGCUGGCUCUCGGCGGAAAGUCGCUUGGGUAAUUCACCACUUCUUCAUUUCAUCACUUUUUUUUUGGUUUUUUUUUUUUUCUUUCUUUCUUUCUUUUUUUUUUUUUUUCUCGUGUGUGGGCUGAAGUAGCGGUGGUGGUGGGAGGGGAGGUUGGGAAGGGCGGGGGGGGGGGGGGGGAGAGGGAGGGCCGACGGCUGGGAGAGCUGCAGUCCACUUGCCAGAAGCUGCCGCACGCAUCAAAGGCACCUUGAAGGCACGCAGCACAAAGUUACCGCUGCCGCAGGUUGUCUGCAACUAAACUUCCUUCCUGCCACUUACUGUGUCGAGGCCACGGCGGCGGGGGGGAGCGGAGGGAGAGGGGAAGACCUUUUUUCUCAAAGCGAUCUCCGCCGCGGAGCCGUCUCCGAUGCGAGCGCAACUUCCCCAGCCGCUGCCUGCGAGCGGCGGGGAGGAGGAGGAGGAGGAGGAGGGCGAGGAGGAGGAGGGACCCGCGCACCCGCUUCAGCCCAGGUCGCGCGGAGCCGCCCCGGCUCCAUGCGGCCUCCCCGGGUCCUUCUCCGCCGCGCGGUGCGGAGCGGGGGCGGCUCCGGGACGCGGUGGUUCCCCCCGGCGCUGCUCGGCUCGCUGCCCCCCGCGCGGUGCCGCCGACCCCCCCCCGCCCCGCGGCUCCAUUCGGGUCAGCCUCCCCCGCCGGCUCCGCCCGCCGCUCGCAUCGCUGCCCUCGGUGCUGCUCGGGCGGGUGGCGGCCCCGGGUCGGUGGCACGGGAGGAGCCGCUCGCCGACCCCCUCCCUCGGAGCGUGGAAGGGGUUCAUCACCGCGAAGCCUCGCCGCCCCCCGGCUGCCCCGGUGCCAACCUGUCCGCGCUGUCCCAAAUCCACACUUGGCUCUUAGGAUCCAGGUGAGCCCUUGAAGCCUCACCAGGAAGAUCAGAUCUUUCAGUCACCGCUUCAGAGGAGCACCCAAGCACCCUGAUUUGCAGCCCCAUUCGUGGUAUGGGAAGGCAAUUUAAAAAUGCAGGAUAUAAUUUAUACACAUAUACUGCACCUAAUUAUCAUAGCUUAUAUGCAAUACAUAUGUUGCAACUGUAUAAUUUGGGAUAUAUUUUAUGGCAUAUGACAUUUGCUUAUGUAAAUUGUCGCUGCGAGGUUCCCAGGAGCUGAAAUAGCUCCCCAAGCCCAAAGGCAUCCAGACACUGAGCUUUCACAGAAUCACGGAAUCACACAGCAUCAUUAAGGCUGGAAAAGACCACUAAGGUCAUCCAGUCCAACAGUCCCUCUGUCACCAGUACUGCCCCACAACCACGUCCCUCUGUGCCACAUCUCCAUGGUUCUUGAACACCCCCAGGGACAGUGACUCCACCACUCCCCGUGCAGCAGUGCCAAUGCAUUACCACCUUUUUGGAGAAUAAAUUCUUCCUGAUACCCAACCUGGAUAUUUGUCUUUUAAUACUGUAAGUGUUCAGUAUUUAUUGAGUGCUCUCAGCAGUAUUGGUAGCAUGACAGGAGAUUGAAGCCCAGUAAUUGGUCUUCUUUCACAUUCCAUCCAACAAACUCCUUCUCAUGACAGCAACCGUGGUAUUUUGAGAAGAUGGGUAACAAAGCUCAGUAUGAGUUCAUCUUUGGUACACUGUUGUGUUCUUCUAGGACAAGAGUUAAUGGCCUCAAGUUACACGAGGGAAGGUUCAGGCUGAAUAUCAGGAAAAAUAUCUUCUCAGAAAGGGUAGUGAGGCAAUGGCACAGCUGCCCAGGGAGUGGCCAUCCCUGGAGGUGUUCCAGAACCAUGGAGAUGUGGCACUGAGGGAUGUGGUGGGGGUGGGUUGGGGUUGGACUUGGUGGUCUUAGAGGUUUUUUCCAAACUUAAUGAUUCUACGGUUCUGAUUCUGUUUAUAUUAACAGCACAGAUUCAGUAUGUUUCAUGAUGCUAAUAAUACAAACUUGACUGUUUAGAUGCCUGCAUAUAAUUAAAGAUCUCAAGGCUUUUUUAAGGAGAGGCAGUUCUUUGUAAUAGAAAGAAAUAGAUGCUAACCAUAAUAACAAUAAAUGUAAAACCUCUGAGAUAACCCAUAUAAAAAGAAAAAGGAAAUCAAAAGCAGACUUCUUCCUCUUUCAGUGCCAUUUGUAUUAAAUGCCCUAAAGGGGGUUUUAGUUAUAUACCACAAAAGAAAAAUUGGCAUUGCUUUAGAAAAAAACACGCAUUUAUGGCUGCUCAUAACAUGUGAGAUUUAGGUCAGCUGGGGUCUUACCAGAGCCCUGGGAGCUGUAUGCAGAGUUUAGGAUUUACUGGGCCAGCUACUGUCUGGGCAGGGCUGGGUGCUAUUAGAGAGCCAUUGAAGUCAGCUCCUUUGCUGGGAGGAUCAAGGACUUGCAUGUUUAUUUAAAGGGUACAGAUCAGAUAAUAACUGGAUAAAAAAGCAAGGAAAGAAGGAAGCACCCUCUUCCCCUGCUCACACAGCUGGUCUGCCAGGAACACUUCAGUGCUUCCCUGCGGCGCUCCAUGAAACCUGACGCCAGGAGCAGCUCCUCUCCUGCUGUGUGCUGGGAAUAUCCGAGUUCCCAGCGAGGUGGGGGAGACAAGGGAAGGUUGCUGCCUGUACUUCAGGACAAAAAUAGCGUCUGAAAGAAGUGACCUUUGCUGGGACACAGAUCCUGCCUUUGAGAACCUGCCCUGGUCAGUGCAUUGACACCCAGCUACCUCCCUGCAGAGAUUUGCACAGAAGGGGAUGAGUGGAGCAUGAACCCCCCCUUCCUUCCCUUCUUCCUCCUUCCCUGAGCCCGCAGGCAUUUGGGCACAUUUCUUUGCAUGGAUAGCACACACCUCCCUCCCGUCUUGGGAUAAAAAUAAGUGAGAAGCAACCAAUGACCAGCUACCUUCCACUUGCACAGAGCUUAAGCUGUGAAUGAAAAGCCUCCUGAGAACACUGGAUUGAGUCUGAAGGAUUCACCUAGCGGACAUAAAAACAAUAUACAAGGCUUGAGCAGAGCAAUUAUUGCAUACCAUUCUCCCUGUGAGAAAUCAAAGGGAUGUAUGAGCACAAGCAUGAGGUAUUUAAGAGACUGCAACAUCUUUUCUCGUCUCUGUGGGGUGAAAAACAUUGUGGAAAUGCAGUUAAACCUAAAUCAACUUCCUAGUAACAAAUAGAAAUACACUUGGUGGUCUGUGCACUAAUUCAGUCACUGCAGGGAAAGAUGUUUGCUUUAUUAAGGAAUGAGCACUGCUUAAGUUUAGCAUCACUACUGAUGCCAAAGGAACCCAUAGGAGCACAGAGAAAAGGAUAGAGCCUCCAAAGAAGCAAACUGUAGGAAAAGAAUCCACAUUUCAAGAAAAGUUGCUGAAAUGAUAGAAAAGAAGCCCCGGAAUUAAAAGUUUUUAUCAGUUUUUAUCACAACAAUGGGAGAGAGAAGGGAGGGAGCAGGAUGGGUGGGAGAUGUCAUGGUGGGCUGGAGUGUAAUUCUGGUGGUGGGGCAAGGGACUGAGACAGUACUUUGUCAUUAUGCUUUCAGUCAUAAAAUGUAUUUUUAGUGGGUCCUAUCCUGUUGGCAUGUGGAGGUGAUGAGAUUUUGCACGGCCUCUCUGCUCCUAUUGACAGCCUGAUGUUUUUAUAUUGCAAGGGAGCAUUUUUGUUCGAGAAGGGAAUUUGAUGGGAGUGGGUGCUAAACCAUGGGGCAUUCUGCUCACUAAGAACUCAUAGAGAACUUCUGAUGAUGAAAAGAGGGAAGAAUGAAUAGGGGAGGAGGAAGACGCAGUGAUGAAAUAUCCAACUAGUUUGUGGUGAUGGAAGAAUCCGCUCCAAUAGGAAAAUGCUUGAAAUGACAGUAGGCAGGGAGCAGCUGGAGAGCAGCAGGCAGCACAAGGGAGAGCACAUGGGGAAACGGUGAGAGAUGGAGCAUGAAGAGGAGCAAUUGAAAUCGAGUGACAAGCAGAGAACACGAUGCCACCGAAGCUGUUGGUGUACAGUUGUUGUUUUGGUUUGGCCCUUCUCUUUGGCUGCUCCACACAAGAUAGGUCCAGGAGUGGGCACUGGGAUACAGUGGCUGUGCUUUCCUGUAAAAUAUCUAUUUUAACGCCUUACGGGCAAAUACCAAACUUGGUGUCUGGCCAACUGUGUUGAGAAAGGGAACGCUGAAGGACAGGGUUUUAUUGAUCACGUUAAGUUUAACAAUAUUGGAAGGACUUAUAAGUAGCUCUGUGGUUCUGCAGUGUCGUGUACCUCUUCCCAAAGCAGUGCCACAUGAAAUGGAGAAAGGUUGAAGGGUUACUGCAGGGCAUCUGAGCAGCACAGGAGCCGUUUGCAGGCUUCCAUCAGUUGGUGCUUGUCAGUAAUUUCUUUUUUCUGUUUUCAUUCUCCCAAAUCAGAGGGAAUAGAAUUACUAAAGGAAGCUGCAAGUGGUUUAAUAACCCUAGAUGCAAACUGCUGUGAAAUAAUAAUGCAUUUUUAUCAUGAAAAGGAAAAUAUUUAGUGAUAAAGGCAGCGUCAUUUUUUAUAGGUAAUAGGAGUAAUAACGAUAUUGUAAGUCCUGUUGUCAUUAGCAGUCACCUGCAACUCUGUGACUGCAAGCAGUGCUAUAUGAGAGAAGAGAUUAGUGCCUUGCCUGUGCUACUUAUUUGACAGGACCAAAAAUAUCUGCUUAAAAUCACACAGUUUGAAUACAAGUUUCAGUCCUUUAAACUGAUGUGUAGAAGAUGACCCAUCCUACAUAGAUGCUAAUUUCAGAGCUGGUUGGUUUUAAUUACAGAAGCAGUACACGUUCUGUUGGGUGGCUUGGUGGUUUUGUUGGUAUUUUUUUUUUAAUUAAAGCAACAACAACAAAAGCCAACCCAAGAAUAUUAAUACCAGAUUCUGAGGCAUGCAUGAAUAUUACAGCCAGCACCUUCCAAAAGUAGCAAAUUCAAACCAAAAGGCUGAAACUCUGCCCUCAAGUUUGGUCUGUAGGGGGGAAGCUCUCCUAACAGCUCUCUGCUGGAGAAUAAAGAGGAUUUUUUUGAAGCUCUGGAACCGUGUAACCUCACCAGCGUCCCACCAAGGGAGGGAGAAAGCCCAUUUUUCUCGGGUGCACAACUGCUGGCGUUUAGAAAUGGCAGAGAAAUUGCAGCUGUCGUGCACUAGAGGGCACAGCUACAGCUCCGCUGCGUCCUUGCAGCCUGCGGACACGCUGAGCCCUGGCAGGCACUCUCCCCGAUGACUGUGGGUGGGUUUGAGCAAUUAUUAUCAACUUUCGGUCAAUGGUUGGAAGGUUUUCUUUAAACAAAUAUCCCGUCUUAUCUCUGCGGCCCGGCGGUGUUGGUUUCUAAAGGAAAGGUUCCUGUAAAGAGCCAAAAUCAGUCAUUUUGCCUCUGAAUCCGCUUACACCAUGAGAACCAGCCCCGCUGUCUGGUCCCCUACACCAGCACAGUGCUGCAACACCUGAAGGGAAAUCCUGUCCUGGUCACUGCGAGAUGGCGUGUCCUAGGGCUGCAUGUAGCCCUGCUACCACUGAUACAGUCACAGAAUCGUUCAGGUUGGAAAAGACCUCUAAGAUCACCAAGUCCAACCCCAACCCACCCCACCAUGCCCAUAACCACGUCCCUCACUGCCACAUCUCCAUGGUUGUUGAACACCUCCAGGGACCCAAUGACUCCAGCACUCCCUGGGCAGCAGUGCCACUCCGUCACCAACAUCACUGUAUCCGGAUGAAAUAAUACUGUAGAGAGCUGUGGUUAGAGCAGUGCUUUCUUUUGGUAGCCAAACUGGAAGCACUGGCUGGAGAAGAGUUAUUAUCGUGCUGCCUGGUUUUCUUGCUGUUCUGCAAUUGACAAUGCAUCAUUUAUCAUGCUUUGCAUUCCAAUUUUUCUUUGCAUGUUUUCCAGCUCAUCAUAACAUAAUUACGUUUCUGUUUCUUCCAGCCAGGGGCCGAAACUUUCUUUUAGUAAGACAACAGCUGCACUGCACAACCUUGAUGAAUCCCCAUAAGGGGAAAAUGUGUCUGUGGUGCUUGUUUCUGCCUUGGCAACCCAAAUGCUCAAGCUCCUUUUUUUUUUCUGUGACAAAUGUUGUUUAAAAAAGCACCCAACCCCAGUUCUUUCAUUGCCUUUCUCAAAAUGAGGUUUUAUAUUGUAAUUUAGAUGUGAAAUAUUGAGCACCCAGGCUGGCUUGUGACUUUUUAAGGCUUCUUUUGUAACGUUUCUUUUGAUGGUGCUCACAGAUUCGUAAACACUGAGAUGGAAUUUUAGAGGGCUGUAAUUACUGUUAUGGAAUUUUUUGAAUGAAAUUGAUUCUAUGCGUGAGUAUCAGCACAACCUCCAAGGAUGUGUUAUGCAACAUAAGGGAGCUGUGGGGGCACAGGUGAGUUAUUUCCUAGCUUGGCCUCAGUGGCUCUGGCUCAACUGGAAGAUAAAGUUAAUUAUACUGGUCUGGUCUAUGAAACGCAUUAACUACUAGUGAUGGAAAAUGUCAUAAAAGAUGCCUGGUAAUUUUAUUAUUACUUAGUGAAAUAUUCUAUUUAACUCUAAUUUGCUGCUUUGAAGCUGAGAUUUCUAAACACUUCCAGCAGGAGGGAUAUUUUUAUUUUGCAGGGGAGAAGUCAGGACAGAGAAUAGUAGGGUUUGAUACUGGAGGUAAGCUGAGGGCAGAAUCCAUUCCUAAUGGCUCCUGAUUUUAUUUACCCAAUUAUACAAUUACUAUUUCCAAUCUCAUCUCAAAAUCUAUCCGUCAGAACCCUACAAGCACUCCAAGCAGUAAAAUUUUGGUCUUAAAGAUCCUCCAUAUUUACAAGUACAGGGAAUAUCGUGUCCUGGAUAAAACCCCAGCCUGGAUAACUGCAUUUUUGGAGGCAAAAUGUACCCUCUUUUUGCUUUCUAUGCUGAUCUCUUGGAUGUUUUUACUGCUGCCGUCACUGUCUGAAGUUUUUUUAUAUUCCAGUAACUUUAUACAUGGAGGCAAGAGUUUUAAUUCAUGGUCACUCCUAGUUAUAUCUAUAUGUGCAGUGAUCUAAGGAUGCUUUUGGAUGUUUGAGCACAAAAAUGUGCAUUGGAAUGUCCAUCUCCGACUACUGACGUAACGGGCUGGAGGGCUCUUUGGUGCUGAUGAAUCAUAGAAUCAUAGCAUCACAGAAUGGCUUGGGUUGGAAGGGAACUCAGUGAUCACCAAGCUCCAACCGCCCUGCCGCAUGCAGGGCUACCAACCUCCAUAUGUAAUACUAGACCAGGCUGCCCGGGGCCCCAUCCAACCUGGCCUUGAACACCUCCGGAGAUGGGGCAUCCACAGCUUCUCUGGAAAACUGAUGGGAACUGUACCUCCUUGGUUAAGGCCAAAUUCAUCUUCCGUCUACCAAUGGUGAGUAUAACUCAGCCGUUGUUAUAGAAGGUAGCAGGCUUGUUGUUUUGGAUAUGCACUGACUGUAUGGCUGAUGAGAAGAGCUUGCCUUGUGCUAUUUCUUCAUUAUAACCCCGUGGUAAAUUCUGGCAGAUUCUGCACUGAUACAUUUUACUUUCUUUCUCAUUUAUCUUUGGUUUCUCUGCUCCAGCCACUCACACAUGUUCAGUGUAUGGCUGCAUAAGACGUGCAUUUUCUUUCCAAUUCAUGGGUAGUAAUUACUUCCUAACAUCUGCCUAACAGAUUCUGUAAGAAAAGUAACUUUGUAAAUAUUAAAAAAAAAAAAAAUAAAUAAAUGUAUGAAAUCUUUGAAAUCCCUAUUAUUGGGUUUGUUAUCCACAGCUGACUGGAUCCAUUCCCAGCCAGGAAGCUGGUUCAGCAAAACAGCUGCAUCAGUUAGUGAAUGGGAGGCCGGAUUCUCACCCUGCUGUCAAUCAGGAGUAGUACUGGAGAAAGUAAAGAAUAUCCAUCAAGUGAAGUGUGCGUCAGAGGAAAAACCUCUUGGCUAUUUGAUUUUUGCAAUAUCUGCUACAAUUUACUUUAUAGCUCCUAGCAAGGGAAAGCACAUUCACCAGUUUCCCUCCUUGGCUGAACUGAAGCAUAUGAUAAUUACCCAGAAGCACGCCUUGGGAAAGGGGAUGACAAAUGAGAAGUAUUGCAGUAAAAAAGAGGGCAGAGCAUCUGUAAGCACCUGAAGUAUUUCAUACAUGAGAUGAUGAUGACAUUGUUACAGCCCAAGAGAGCAAAGGAUUGUUAGCAAGCUUCAGAGAAGGACAUCUUCAAUUCCCAAGGCCUUUAACAACCUUCCUAUUUGAUCUUAUUACAAAUUAGCAGCAUGUGCUGCUAAUAACAUCCAAAGUUACUGAAUCUGAAUGUUCGCCCUCCCAGCUCUCACUUAGCCCCAACGCAAGACAUCUGCUAUAUGUUGGCUACAGUCUUUGGUAUUCUUAUAUCAAAGCUGUCUGUGGUUUUGCUUCUGCCUUAGAGUCAGUAGCAUCUGAAGUUGCAGUGAGAUGCGCGAAUGGCUCAUCAGUCUCCACUUCUGCACCUUGUCUCAAAGCUCCUCAGCAAUACCUUCUGCAACAAACCAGAAUUUCUGGGGCAACUUGGGUGAGACCAGAAAUACACCCUUCUGCUGUUCCAAAAUCUGUCAGCCUGAAUGAUUCAUUCAGCGCUGCACCCCUUGGCCAUUUGUAUCUAUAAGAUGAUCAAAUAUAUUUUUAAUUAUCAAUCCGAGGUAUUUACUUCUGCUCACUAGACAAUGCCCAACUGUAUUGUAAGAGCUGUUGGGAGAGAGCCAGAGAAUUUGACAGUGAGAUAUGGAACAUUUGGGCUUUCAGCACUUAAGAACAUAUGGAAAGAGGUUUGGAAGGGUGCCACGUGGGGUGUAACUUGGAAGAUGCUACGUUUCUUCAUCCUUUUUUUUUUUUUUUUCUCUGAUUGAGCAAAAGUAGAAAUUUCACUUUUUGAAGGAUCCCAAUGACCUCAAGUUGCACCAGGGGAGGUCCAGGUUGGAUAUUAGGAAAAGUUUCUUUUCCCAAAAGCGGCAAUGCAUUGGAAAAGGCUGCCCUGGGAAUGGUGGAGUCACUGUUUCUGGAAGUGUUAAGAAAUGUGGAGAUGGGGCACCAAAGGACAUGGUUAAUGGACAAUACUGGUGACAGGUGGAUGACUGGACAAGAUGAUCUCAGAGAUCUUUUCCAACCUUAAUGGUUCUAUGAUUCUAGCUCCUAUUUAUUUCCUGUGAUGCAGUACUGCUCUAGAACAAACCACUAAAUUCAGUAGCAAGGUUUGAACAAAAUAGGCUCUAUGUGGAGGGGCAACUGCAGGCAUGUAAUUAAACAGGUAACAAUACUACAGAUCUCUCCAGGCUUUUACCUCCUAAUUUAUUAGCUCCCUCACAGCUGAAUUCAAAAAGCUACAGCUGGUGACUCAACCUACGGGAUGAAAGAGAAUAUAUGGUACCUGGCUAGACCAACUUCCUUUCCCCUCAAGGUGGAAGGGAGAGAGGGAGGGAGGGAGGAAAGAAGGAAGGAAGGAAGGAGGGAAAGAAAGAAAGAAAGAAAGAAAGAAAGAAAGGUGAGUAGGCAUUAUAGAUUACUUGCCCUUAGCACAUAGUUAAAUUGUGUGAGUUGGAACUCCAGCACUGCACUACAAAUAUCAAUCUCAGCUGUGGCAUUGGGGGAAUAGUUGAGAAGAACCAUCUGCAGCUGGAUGCUCAAGUCUGGGCAUCUAGGGAGCAGCAUCUUUGGGAUAUUUAAGAGACAAAUGUCUCCUGCUUGUGACAGGAGCAGUCCACGUAUCUCAGAGUUAUUGCCUUGCUUUGUCAAAAAAGUGAUGUAUGCUUGGCUUUGUAUUUUGGUAAUUCAUUUCCUACUGCUGAAGAAAAGGCUUUUCAUGCGUUUCUGUAGCACGGUUUUCUGAUAGUUAUAGGACUGCAGCAAAUGCAGAGUUUAUUGGAAUAUGCAAACUUGUAUGCAUGUCUUAAUUUGCUCUGUUGGCACACGAGCCCUGCAGCUUAGUGAGUUAAUCUCUCCAGCUGGUAGGAAACCACCAUCAUCCUGUUUCGGUGAUGAGGGUUGAAGGCCAGGAGAAUGGCAGGGGUUUGUACUAAGUGAUGAAGUCUGACUCACAAUGUUUUUGUAUUAUUUUGUUUCUUCUGAUAGAAUGUGUAAACCUGAGGAAUGUUACAGUUUUUGUUUUUUUUUUUAAAAUUAUUCUGUGUGGCCAUAAUGGCCUCAAGUUCUGCUGUGUCAUGUACGGACUUCCCUGCAUGACGUUUGGUUUUGGGCUCUGUGGUGGAAAUGCUGAGUCACAGCUUGAAGCAGUGAUUGAGCACCUGGUGGGAAGGCAGGGCCAACCCAGGGGAGCACAGGUGCAUGCAGUGUAAUGCACCUGGCUGAUCUGAAGGGCUGGAGCUGGGAUCUACCCCUUCCCAGACCUCAUUUAAGGGUUGGCAAUGGAAGCAAUGCCGUCUUGCUGGAGAUGCCUGCAUACCUCAGGUCUUCUGAAGGUAAGCAGCUUCUUUCCUUUACUUCUGUGCACGUGGAUGUUGCUUUUGAACAAACCAUCACUUGCUGCUCUACUGUUAUUGCUGUGCUUUCCAUCGCAUUACAGUCUCCAUUUAGAAGUCUUUUUGACCCUGGCACAACUGUACUCAUAUUUUUCUUAAAGGUAUUAAAAGCAUUAAUAAUAACAUCCAGAAUAGCUCUGUCAAAAAUGCAGCCAGCUAUGUGCUUCUUUACUGUCUCCAUUCCAAUAUCUAUAGAUCUAAAAGGAGGAGGACAAAUUCUCUCCUAUCUGCCCUUUCCUUCUGCUUGAUUAACUGGCUGCUAUGGCAGCCUCCCUUUGCUCUGGUACAGUUUCAUUCCUAGAGAAAGAAACCUGGUGGUUAUUAAACUCCUGGAUUGUGGCAACACUGGGGGGAAAGUAGAAAAAGUGCUAGAAAGUAGAAAAAAAAAUCAGGUUUCUGUUUGUACCAAAGGGCUGUUGGUGCCUCCUCAAUCAGGCAGUGUGUUUGCUGGAAAUCAGCAGAUCGUUGCCCAAAGGUAUCAGGCAGUGCAGUGCACCUCAGUAAUAACUGCCUGUCAGGGGAUCAGGAGGGAAACCCCUGGAGGAAGAGGGUGGGUGCUGGUACAGCUGACUUUGGGGGCUCUCUUUGGCCCUUUUUCUACGUCUUUCAGAUUGCCUGAAUUUGACAAAGGCUCUGUAACUUCCAAGACAGAAAGACCUACAAAUUAAGCAACAUCUAGCUCCUAAUGUGUGAAACUGCAAUUUGCAUACAUCACGGCAGCUGCUCAGUCGGCCCUUAUUACCUCUGCUGGAGUGUUAAUUUAGCCUCAACUUUCUCAUUUAUUUAAAUGAGAAAGCCGCGGGUGGCUGGCAUGCCACAUUAUCCACGAGGCAACCUGGGAAUCAGGUCAACAGAGCCAGGAAGAGAUUUCAAUGCAGGGGACUGCAGGGGUGCUGCUCCCCAGAUGGGUGGACACUGGCGUGCCUGGGCUGCCCUUGCCCUGUGCUAAAGGUCAGCACUUAUCCUAAGGAAGAAAGAUCAAUGUUUUGUUCAGAGUGAAACAAGAGAUAAUAGGAUUAAGCUGGGUUCUCUGGUCAAGCAAAUCUUCCUGCUUCUGUUUUCUUGUGUUUGAACUGGUGCUGUAUAUGGGCAUGUAACUACCAAAAUAGCUUAGCUUAGCUCUAAUAUAACUAGAGAAGAUGUAGAUGCUCCGUUCCUGGAGGUAUUCAAGGCCAGGUUGGAUGGGGCCCUUGGCACCCUGAUCUGCUUACUGGUUGUCAGUCCUGCCUUCAGCAGGGUGGUUGGAGCUCAAUGAUCAUUAAAAGUUCCUUCCAACCAAAGCCAUUCUAUGAAUACAGCAACCUCCACUUGCAGAGCACCCAAUGUGGUGAGGUCCAGAGCCUAUACAUACUGUAGCCCCUGCCAGCCAGUGUGCAUGUAUGAUCCAUGUUUUUGUGCCACUGCUUCAUUAAGCAUCUCUGUACAACUGUGCGUUUGUUGACAAAGAGCGAGCCAGAGCAAAAGUGCAGAACCGUGGCCCAUGAGAGCGGGGUUGCUAACUUUGAGUGAGGUCCUAAUCUGGGAUCUUUCCUAGGAGAAACCCACUCUUGGGAACCGGUGGGACUCUUGAUUAGAAACAUAUAUAUCCAGUAGGUUAAUUUCAUAGGCAGCCUGAUCUGAUGGUUGGCAGUUCUGCCCAUGGCUGGAGAGUUGGAAAUGCAUGAUCUUUAAGGUCUCAUCCAAUCUAAGCCAUUCUGUGAUUCCAUUCUAUGACAAUUAUGGGAAGCUGAGGUUCAGAGAGGGAUUUUUCUCCAUGUGGUGACAGAAGGCUCUGUAUGGUUGGUACCAGGCAAAAACUGUUUCUAAGACAUUAAGUUCAAUGCAUUUCCAAAACACUGAAAUAUUCGCAUCGAAUGUCUCUCCCACCUACUCCUUAUCAUUGUUUUAAAGCUUUCUGUUAAAAGAUCACACGAUUGUUGUAGUGCCAUGGACAUUUUUGCACUUGCUAUUAACUUAGCCUCAUUCAGCAAAAACUUUUGUCUUUGCCUACUUGUUAGCCAUUCAUUUUCGCAAUUAAAAUCACCAUGACAACUGAUAAUGAUAUCAGAAUGAAAGGAUUACAGCUUAAUUACAUGGAGGAAGUGGAGAGCAGAGAAAGCUUUGAAUUCCAGCAGACCCAGCCUGAGCCCUGUUCACUGCUGCAUUGCUCCACCUGUGCUAUCAGAGAGUACUGCCUGCCCUGGAGGAGGCAGGGAUUCAGGGAAUAUUCAGAGUUCUGAGAGCAAUAGAGAGGAAUUUGUCUUAAAAGUGCCAGCUAGCAUUUUUGUGGAAUGGGCUCAUCGUAUGAAUUAGCUAAAGAAAUGUACUCAGCAAAGAAAUGUGGUUAUUAUUAUGGUAGUAGAAUGUUUUCCUAUAAAUAAAAUUUAUUACCUACGUGCUCAGUGGUAACCAACACGGUGCUAUAAACUGUUGCAUGUAACAGGAGAACGAGGCAUUUUAGGGGAUGUGGUUCAUUUUUAUCAUAGCGAUGGCAUUUCAUCAGUUUGCUGCUCCAUCCUGGCUUCUGUGAAAGCUGCAGUAUGGGGUUGGGUGUUUAUAUUUCUAAGAUAAAGCUGCACUUUAAUAGGAACAGUCUGGGAGUUUAGACCACAGACCUCUUUGUAAUCUGAUCUAUCACAUUUCCUGUCAUCAGUAAACUUUCAUCACUUUGAUUUUUUUUUUCUUAGUUUCGUCCACAAGUUAUAUGAAAUAUGCUUUUCAAGAAGAUGUACAUCUUAAUUUCCCCUUUAAAAACAAUUUGCUAUUGACUCCUGGACACUCCUGAAUGCAAACCUCACUGCUUUUGGAAAAAACCCUAUAAUGUAACCAUCUGACUAAAAAUCUAGAUAAGGAAAGACAUUCCAUUUUCAAUUUUCUCAAUCUAAUACAAUUAAUCAACCAAUUAGUUCAGUGAAUAAAUAAAUAAUACCACUUGAAAAAGAGCAUUCUGAAAAUCCUUUUAGUGUCUUUCUCAGCUAAAAGUAUAGGCUUAACAUCAAUCAGUUUUAAAACCCUAAUUUUUGCUUAAUCUUUUCCUCAUCUUUGUUUAAGCAUAUGGAUAUAUGGUUUAUUAUGACCCUCUUGAUUUCCCCCUUCAGUUUAGAGUACACCACUAUCUGAGCAGAUCUGCAGCUGAUGGAGAUCAGUGCAGCCCCAUUAUUCCAGACCAAUUUAGUUGAUCUGCUUCUGAUUUACAACAGCAUAAGCAUGUUGAUGGUCAGGGCUUACAAGUGAUUAAAAAUAUGUAGAUACUUUGGAGGCAGGAAUCCUUCCUCCAAAAGCUGGUCAUCCCUUAUAGAAAGAACCACUCAGUUUUCAGAGCCUUAAAACUGCUUGAGUUGGAAGGGACCCUUAAAGGCCAUCUGUUUCAACCCCUCUGCAAUGAACAGGGACACCCACAGCUCUAUCAGGUGCUCAAAGCCCAUCCAGCCUGACCUUGAGUAUCUCCAGGGAUGGAGGGUAUCCCCAGAGAUGCCCACCUCUCUGGGCAGCCUGUGCCAGUGCUUCACCACUCUUACUGUAAAAACAAACAAACAAACAAAAAAACACCUUCUUCCUUAUAUCCAGUCUAAAUCUCUUCUUGUAGUUUGAAAUCAUUUUCCCUUGUCCUGUUGCUCCCCCUCGUUCCCUUAAAAAAUGUCAUUUUACAAUUUCAGCUCUUAAGGUGUAGAAAAGCAGAAGAACUUUCGGGCAAUGCCUGCCUGUAGAGAUAGCAGUCUUGAUUCUGAGCCCAACUUGAAUGGGUUGAACCAGCAAUAGCAUAUCCUGUGCUGGUAUUGGGGAAGGAGAGCAGACCCGGUGCCAGCUGUCCUGACGCAGCCCCAUGCCUGACACCUGAGCAGUGCCAUAUUCCAGCCAGGAGCCCAACUCUAUUCAUAGCCCCAGCACAUCGGUGCACACAGCAGCUCUCUGCUGCGACGUGAGAUUUGUUUCCCUCCUUUUUGAACCCUGUCUCUCCUACACAGCCCCGCAGGCACCUGCUCACAAAGAAACGUUUUGGAUGAAGACUUUGAAUUCCAAGCAGAUCUAAAAAGAGAGUCUGGCGAUUAACCAUGGAUCAUAGGACUGAGGAGAGAAGAAAGCAGCGCCAUAGCUUGACUUUACUGGAACAAGUAAAAAGAAUGAAAGAAUCAUCAGAGAUAGUUGAUGUUGUGCUAGUUGCUGAAGGUCAGAAAUUUCCCUGCCAUAAGGUGGUACUAGCUGCCUUCAGUUCUUACUUCAAAGCCAUGUUUACCUGUGGCUUGGUUGAAUGCACUCAAAGAGAAGUGGUACUGUAUGACAUCUCUGCAGAGAGUGUGUCUGUAAUACUCAAUUACAUAUACAGUGCAGAUUUGCACCUCACUAACCAGAACGUGCAGACUGUUGCACUGGCUUCAUAUUUCAUGCAGAUGGAAGAUGUUUUCAGCUUGUGUCAGAAGUACAUGAUGGACCACAUGGAUGCUUCCAAUUGUGUGGGCAUCUAUUACUUUGCAAACCACAUUGGAGCAGAAGAUUUAUGCGAUCAAGCGAAGAGGUACUUAUAUCAGCACUUUGCUGAGGUGAGCUUACAGGAAGAAAUUCUGGAGAUUGAAGUCCAGCAGCUGUUGGCUCUUAUAAAAUCAGAUGAUCUGAAUGUUUCCAGGGAGGAAAGCAUUCUGGACCUUGUCAUUAGAUGGGUGAAUCACAGCAGAAAGUCACGUGCAGAACAUCUUAUCAAGCUCUUGAAGGAAGUGAGACUGGUACUGGUCAGCCCUUCCUUUCUCAUGGAAGCCCGCAAAAGGAACACAGUGAUCCUGUGCAAUUCAGAAUGCAAUGAUAUGUUUGAGGAAGCGUUGAAAAGCAUCCGACUAGCCACCCACCCUUCUCUCAGCUUGCGAUAUGGCAUGGAGACUACUGAUCUCUUACUCUGCAUCGGCAACAAUUCGCUUGGCAUUAGGUCAAGACAUGGGAGCUAUGCAGAUGCCAGUUUUUGCUAUGCUCCUGCAACACAAAAGACUUACUUCAUUUCCUCUCCAAAGUAUGGAGAGGGUUUAGGAAGUGUUUGCAGUGGUGUUGUCACUGAGAAUAAUGAUAUUAUUGUGGCAGGAGAGGCAAGCGCCGCCAAAAUGUCUAGACAAAAAAACAGGAACAUUGAAAUUUAUAGAUACCACCAGCGAGGAAAUCAGUUUUGGCACAGCCUGUGUACUGCUCAGUUCCGUGAACUCUAUGCACUGGGCACUGUCCAUAAUGAUCUCUAUGUGAUCGGAGGCCAAAUGAAAAUCAAAAAUCAAUAUGUGGUCACAAACUGCAUGGAGAAGUACUCCAUGGAGCAAGGUACCUGGAGAAGCACAGCACCUCUGCCAGUGCCAUUAGCCUGCCAUGCAGUGGUGACAAUGAAGAAUAAGCUCUACGUGCUGGGUGGCUGGACACCACAGAUGGAUCUGCCUGACGAUGAGCCGGAUCGAUUAAGUAACAGAAUGUUUCAGUACGACCCAGGCCGAGACAAAUGGACAGAGCGUGCACCAAUGAAGUACUCCAAAUACCGCUUCAGCACAGCCGUGGUCAACAGUGAGAUUUAUGUCUUGGGAGGAAUUGGGUGCCUUGGCCGUGACAGGGGGCAGACACGGAAAUGUCUUGAUGCAGUGGAGAUUUAUAACCCUGAUGGAGACUUCUGGAGGGACGGACCUCCUAUGCCUUCCCCCCUCCUCUCCUUGCGAACAAACUCUACCUGUGCAGGCUGCGUGGAAGGCAAGCUGUACCUCUGCGGAGGGUUUCAUGGAGCAGCUCGUCACGAAGUCAUCACCAAAGAGAUCCUGGAGUUAGAUACAUGGGAGAACCAGUGGAACGUGGUGGCCAUCAAUGUCCUCAUGCAUGACAGCUAUGAUGUUUGCCUUGUUGCUAGGCUGAACCCACGGGAUCUUAUCCCUCCUCCUCCUGAUUUAGUGGACCAAUAGAUGUUCAGUGGCUCUCUGCUUCCAGAUUCUGCAGGAAGAGAAGAAUUUGGAGAGACAAAUGCUGCAUUGGCUCUGAAUGGAGCCAGUGGCUCCAUUCUCUCCAUUGGCUAGGCGCCAUGGAGAGAAGCUUGUACCACAAGCUUAAGCACAGAAUUGCCUUCAAAAUGUGUUUCUCAGAUGAUGCUUAAUUUGCUGGCACUGGUACUCUGGACUGUGAUUGAAAGCUGAGUUUGCCAGCCUUGUCUCUUGGUCUGCCACUUGGCUGUUUGAGCUGCAGUCUGCUGGUGCAGCCUAGGUGUGCUUCUGGGGCCUUAGACGUGGAGGCAGCCUGGGGCUCUCAUUGCAGGAGAGCACCGCGUUUGAAAGAAAGCUCUAGCCAGGAGAAACCCUCCUUUACUGUCCAACUCACUGAGUUCUUCUAGUCUUACUGAGGGAGCUAGGAAAUAGCUGAUGAAGUCAGCUGAUGGAAACCAGUCUGGCUGUACCAAGGCGACAGACUAAUUGGCUGAUGUGGGAGCAGAGGGAAGAUGGAGAGGAGCAUUUGUUUGUUUAAACAAAAAGAAAACAUUAGCUAAGGUUCAUUAGCCAAGUACACUAGCUACUGCAAGCAUUAUCUAACCCAUAGUCAGGGCAUCCCUUCUUUGGCAGCAGAGCUGAGGCUGUGCUGGUAGAAAACUGGUCUUCUGGCAACAAGUCACAUGUGAGUCUUCCUUUAGUAAUCCUGCACCAAAGAUGAUAAGAAGCUUAAAUUUUCACAUAGAUCCUACCUGUCAUGAGGCAAAAACUUGUGUGGUCAGAUGGAGGAGGGGAUGUAAAUUAAAACAAAAUAAAUGAGAAACAGUGUUAGCUCUGCAUCUACAGAGAAAGGAUAAAAGCACCAGGCAUUCAGAGUUUAUGUACAGUAGUUGGUUUUAUAGAAGUAGCUUUAAUGAAAUAACACAAGGCAAAUUCUGUACCAAUGGAAUUGGCUAUAAUCGCAGUGAAGGGUAAUUUCUUAAGGCAGUGCUAGCCUUUCUAGGGCUUGAAGGCAGUGGGUUAGAAAGACAGUGAAUUGUUACCAGUACAGCUGUCCUAUCUGAGCUACCAAUAACUAUUCAUCAUCCCCUGGUGCUUACAGCAUGGAAUACAUGUGAGUGAUUGCCUGGGCAGCGUGGACAGAAGUGGGAAUUUCUGUUGUGUUCUGGGGCCAAAACUGCAAAUGACUGUAUGGUGCAACAGACAGUGAAUGUCAGAGGCAAACACUGUAAGAGUAAGCUGUAACAUAGCAGAAGAACUAUCACAGUCAGCAGAAAGUUGUUUUUUAUGCUUACAAAAGCAGUAACAAAACUGGAAGGAAAUAAUUGGCAAAGAAAUGAGGGAAUCCAUCAGGUAGUCCAUCUGUAGUCACUUGCAGGAUUUGCACUUCAGAGCAUCUCCAUUUCCUUUUACAAUCACACAUUAGGCUACAAAAGUUAUAGCAAUUUGUUUUCUUUUUUCUUUUUAACUGCAAUGCUUAUUGCAGGGAGAGGAGGAGAGGAUGACCCAAAAGCCUUUCCCUACUCCCGACUUUUCUGAUUCAUGAUCUAUUCUUUAAGACACCCAACGGGAAUAUUAAUCUGUCACAUAAAAACAAUUAGCAGGAAGGUCACUGGAGUUUACCUGAUAACUGUUAUCACAUGCUGAGGACUGCUCAGACAAUAAGGGAGUUGGUGGGAGGAACUGAGGAAAACAUGCAGAAAUGGAGUAAACUGUGAGCCAAAAAACUGAUCUCUCCCUUUGUUUCCUGGGCAGAAUGAGUGUCACAGCCUAAAUGCAGAUGUUUGUGUUUGCAGCAGUUCCACCCCAUCCAGAUGCUCUGUUUUCUUUGUUGAUGUGUGGGUUGUUACCUGUCCAGAGGAGAGUUGUGCCAUGCGAGUGUCAACCACUCUGCUCACAAAACACUGUUGGAGGUAUAAGACCAAGGAGGCGAAAGAAGAAUCUGUUUAUGUAUUUAAACAGAAGCAAUAGAUUGUUUUCUGACUAACCAUGCAAUAUUGGAAUUUUUUUAAACUUUAGUUAUUCCUGUGAAGUAUAGGCAAUGAUUUCUCUGCAGAGCUCUCAAACCAGCAGGAAGCAAUGCUUGAGGAGCAGCUUUCAGCUGAACUGCUGAGUGUUUCCUUGUGAUUACUCCAUAUUCUCCUGCAGUACCUACAGAUAUGCUAUCACCUUUUUUGGUUUUCUUCAUGCACCACUGGAAAGCCACUUGCCCUUGUGUGCACAGAGCAUUGCUUUUCUUCUGCCUGCCUGGUCUGGCUGUUGACAGGACUCAGUGUCUCUCAGUUUCUAUCCAACAGACCAGCACUAUCUAUCCAGCAGGGAGUUGUUUUCUUCUUGUUUAAAUAUACACAACAGAAGAACAGUCAGACCAAUUUAGAUUCCAAGUUCAAAACGUUGUGUGGACCCCACUUAAUUCACUGUUUGCCCCUGGGGCGACUACAGUUUCUAAGUUGAAAAGGAAAGCUUGAAGGGAGGAAGGAAGGAAGAAACUGAAAGCAUGUUUAUGGAGAGGUACCGAUAUGAGCCAAAACCCUUCCAAGAGUAAGUGAAUGUUGCAUGUCUGAUAAGUUCAUGGGUAAUCUCACAUUCCUGGGAAAGCCCUUAAGAGCCUUAAUUUCUUCUACUACAAACCUAAUGCAAGAAUAUUAGAGAAUAUGCAUUCUCCAAGCUUGUGUGCUUCACUGAAAUAAUAGUUUACUUCAGCCGCUUUCCGGCUGAGCAGCAGUUAGCUGAGCCUUUAAUCAAGGCUGCCUUGACAUCAUCCAUAAUUCUAAAAUGUGAACAAAGCAGUGCUGGCAAGCUAUGGGCUGCCGGAAUGAAUGGGGGGAUUAUUAAGCAAAGACACGCGCUUCAGUUUCACUUGAAACACUGAAGUACAUCACUAGUUGCCAAGUAGGAAUAAAAAAAUAUUGGAGGGGUUACUGGUCACAUUGGUGCAUGGGGAGUGAGGAAAAAAAUGACAAGCUAUGAAAAGCGAAUCGAAGCUCUCCCGUUAGUGUUUUAUUUUGAAAUCAUCUGUGCAUUGCUGAUUUCACGAGGAUCCCUGUGGGUCUCUGAUCUCUGUUUUCACCCAUGAGGUCGCAAGAGCUGCCUACGCAUGUGAACCCUCAGGCACCUGACUAUGCAUUCUCACAUGCCAUUACCGUGAUGGCUCGUGGCUCAGUCACUGCCUGUGCAAGGCAAACACAUGCACAGUUUCCUAUGUGCAACACUGAAAUGCGUGGGGAAGGUUCUGGAUUGUGUUCCAGCUCUAUUCUGCCAUUCAGGAUGCCAGCAGAAAAUAGCCUCGAUGCUCACAAAGCUGUUAGGUACUGCACUCCCAGGUACGUUCCAGGCAACAGGCUGAAGGAGAUUAAAACUGAGCCCCCAGCAGUGAAACUUAGAGCUGCUCCCAGAACCGUUAUGCACAGAGGAGCCAAGGUGGGUGCAAUGAUGCUCCCAUUGCUUCCCAGGAAGAAUUCAGGAUGUAAAAGGAUUGUGCCUUGGAUCUUAAUCUUACAUUUUUCCUCUACUCUAAGUGUGUGUUGAGAUUCUUGAUCACCUGAAAAGCAAUGAAAGCAAAUGUUACAGUAAUACAUACAAGUAUAUAGAAUUGUGAAGUAUAUUUAUGCAGGUCUGUAUUGUUUUUCUGCUGAUCAUGAAGUCAGUGUUAUACUUUUAAUACGGAUUUACCUACGGAUUACUAUCUUAGCUGUAGCAAUGAGGUCUCUUUCGUAGGCUGCUCUCCUAAUGGAUUAUGGAGCUCCUCUGAAAAUUCGUUUCAUGAAUCAUAAUGCUUUGAAUCCCCAGGUCAGAAUUUCAGCUGCUCUUUGUGUGUUUCUGUGGCUCUCCCCACAGCUUUUCAAGUGGACUGUAGCUGCAACUUCAAAGAAAAGCUAUUUCACCCCCAGUUGUGCUCAGCUGGAACCGGUACGUUUACAAUUUGCAAUCAUUUGACAUGUUGAGGUUGAAAGCAAAGGAAAUACUGGAAAAUGGAGACAAUAUACAUAGAGGCUAUACAGAAGUACACUUCCUUCUUUUCCAUGUGCUUACCGCUCUGCCUGGGUGUCUGAUGGAAAGAUUUAAUAACAACCCCUGACUGCAGUCAUGGCAAAGGCCACGCUGGGUUAUGUGUUUGUGCUGCUGGAGCAGAGUCAGCGCGGUGCUGAGCUGUGCUGCCUUGCCAGAAGAAAUUACCUUCAAACAGAAAUGUCUUUAAGUGUUCCAUGAUGUAUACCUGUAUGCGUUUUCUAUACAUAUGUAUAACAUUAUUUUUGGAAGUUCUUUACUGACAGCAGCAGAAUCCCUUUUUAACACUUACCUGGCAACCUGUCCUCUGCAUAGCUCAUCAAAAUACUUCAAAUAAAGUGCUGUUCUUUAAGUAUGUGGAACUAUUCCAGGCCUCAAAUCAAAAAGAAGCUGGAAUUCCUUGCUGAGCUAAGGAACGGUUGGGGAAAUCUUUUAGUCCUGGCCUAUGCCUUCUUCCUUCUCCAAAUAUUUUGCUGGCUGUAGUCCAUUCAGAAUCCUCCUGAAGGUUUUGUGCAGGUCUGUUCUGUUUCCCUUUACCUUCCCUGCUCCUGCCUCAGCCCAUGCACUCCCUUUCCCCUCUGCCUCCCUAGAAGAUGGCAACAACGACCACUUGGGGUGUUUGCCAGGCUCCUCAGGAGCCCAUUACUCCAAGAACAAACUGACUCUGAAGAUAGAAGAUGACCAUAGCAGGCCUCCAACCCAAGUUCUGUGGCUCAGACUCAUUGCAAACACAAUCCACCUUCUUUGCAACAUCUCUGCUUUCUGGCUCUGACCCAGCUGGGCAGGCAGGUGACCCCUGCUCUGUUUGCUGCUGUCUCGCAGCACAAUGCUGCUUAGUUUGACAUAAAGUGCCUUGCAUGCUGUGUGUGCCAUAGCUGUAAUGACUGUGGGCAAAAGCCAUCAUCGUUAUCUCUGAUUCUUGAACACUGGUUGCUACAAAAACUGUCUGAAGCACAGAGGGAUCUGUCUUCAUUAUUGCGUUACAGCUCACAUCCCCAAGACUGAUUUUCUUCCACAGUUUCACUGUAGAACGUGGUGUUCAAUGCAUCAGGUUAACUAUUGGUAUUUUUUCUCCACUUUGUCCUUUUCUAGUCAUUCUUCACAAGAAUGCGGGUGACAUCACCAGCUUUUCUAUGAGAUGAGUUAUCCAAAUUGGCCUCCUGGGGCUGGGGGCUUUUCAUAAUGGGAUCCAAGUACAGCCACUAAAAUGACAGUCAGCCACACUACUUUAUUUUCCCAAUCAGCAACCUCAUAGCAGAGGAAAUGUGCUUCUUCCAUACAUAAGGUAAUGUGAGAGGAAACCGCUUCCCACAUAGACAAAUCCCUGACUCAUUCCCUUAGAACGUGGCUGAAACAACUGCAAAAUGCCUGCAUAAAGCAGCUCUGAUAUCCAUUCAGUGGGCUCUCAGGCUUCCCAGAAGCAGGAGGAGGAGUGCAGGGAGGUGUUGGCUCAUAACUAGAGCACAGAUCCAAAAUCCCCACCUCUGGGCUCUGUUCCUAGCCUUGGGCAUCAUCUAGGCUCAUCCAUCUGAAAUGUUUACAGCAGUGCACCACUGCUCAUCACAGAAUGGUUUAGGCUGGAGGGGACCUUAAAGAUCACCCAGUUCCAACCCCAUGCUGUGGGCUGGCUGCCACCCACCAGCUCGGGCUGCCCAGGUCCCCAUCCAACCUGGCCUUGAGCACCUGCAGAGCACACCCACAGCUCUCUGGGCAGCCAUGCAAGUGCUUCACUGCCCUCUAAGUAAAAAAUUUCUUCCUAACAUCUACACUAAAUCCCUCCUUUAGUUUAAAGCUAUUCCCCAUCUCCUCAUCCCCCUUGUCCACUCAUUCGGUGGGUCUGCCCUGAUUUUAGAGGAGGUGAUGGCUGUACUGUUACGCUGAGAUCUAGAGAUCACAAAAUAUUGUACAGUGGUAGAAUAAUAAUAUUACUGCACCUCUGCCAUCUCCCUGGUUUUAGCUGUGGACAGCAUCCAGAGCUUCAGCCCUCUUGGGAAAGGAGAGGCCAUGUGUCUGCAGCUUACGAUGGGAUUUCAUUCACCCCUUCCCAGGAGAACAGUGAGGGAUACCAGUCACUGUAAUCUCAGCAAAUUGCGAGGCCGCUAAUUGAGGCUGAAUUCAAACAGUAGUAAUUAAAGAAGGAGCGCAUGUUUCUCAAAGCAGACCUGAUUUAAUAAAUGAUGCUGUUUAGAUAGAUACAACUGCUCUCAAGCCAAUAGAAGGUGGUUUACAGAAGUGUAGCAGAUUUACUGGGUAACUGAGACCUGAAUUACCUGAAUUGAUAGGAAAGCAGCUGCUUGGAGUCUCCGGGGGUUUCCGUAACCAAUCUGCAAUGCAUUUAACUGGCCACUAAAAGGCACUGUUCCAUCCAAGAAAUUGCUUACAGAAUAUGCAUAAAGUGGGCUUUAGGAUAUUGCUGAAGUGUAAACAAUGUGGCAUCUACUUGCUGACUUGCUGAAUUCAUGGUGGGAAUUAUGUUGCCUUCCCCACAGUGUGCCUGAGUAAAUAAUCUUAGCUGAACUGACAGGUAAUUUAUAAUACAUGGCACCUGAGAGUCC
Gallus gallus (chicken) is the source of this 29083-nucleotide messenger RNA. It is a transcript of the gene KBTBD12, whose product is annotated as kelch repeat and BTB domain containing 12. The transcript is spliced from 7 exons. Bases 20646 to 22505 code for a protein of 619 amino acids. Lineage: Eukaryota; Metazoa; Chordata; Aves; Galliformes; Phasianidae. The record is from RefSeq and is a predicted model, not a curated record. Gene Ontology annotation, molecular function: protein binding.